Triticum aestivum (bread wheat) is the source of this 924-nucleotide messenger RNA. RefSeq lists its product as uncharacterized. Gene Ontology annotation, cellular component: plasmodesma. Bases 1 to 924 code for a protein of 307 amino acids. The record is from RefSeq and is a predicted model, not a curated record. Gene Ontology annotation, biological process: protein folding. The transcript has 3 exons. Lineage: Eukaryota; Viridiplantae; Streptophyta; Magnoliopsida; Poales; Poaceae.
AUGGAAGAGCCAGGCAUUUUGAGGGAAGGAUGUACUGAAGAAGAGGAAGCCGCAGCGAAGAGUGAAGGAUUAUCAAGGCACUACCUGGAUGGCUCGGCGUUGAAACAAUGCAGUGAAGGAUUUGCUGAUCAAAACUGCGGCACUGAAGAAUCAGAUCAAGGGGUUUCUGGUAAGGUUGAUUCAACACUUGUGGAUCAGCAAAAUGAACUUCCUGUGGAGGACCCAGCAGGUGGCUCUGCCAUUGCAGAGGAGACUGAAGUCGAAGGCAAGCCCAUGGAAAAUUCUCUGAAUGAUGCACUUGGAGAGGUGCCUGAAGCCGUACCAGUGGAAACCGAAGGCACCGCCAUGGAAAAUACUCUGAAUGAUGCAAUUGGGGAGGAGCCCGAAGCCGUACCACUGGAAACGAGAGGCAAGACCAUGGAAGAUACACUGAACGAUUCAGGAUCGUUGCCCUUGAAGAGCCAAGGUGACCUUCAAACGGAGGAACAUGACGAUGGAGGUAAACUGGGUGCUUCUGAAGCAACAGAGGGCAAUGACACCAUGCCUGCAGAGACUGUAUCAUGUGCAACAGGGGCAAAUUCUGCAGUACCUGUGCCAGAAGCGGGCAAGCCGGAAGACGGUUCUGAAGGAGCACCUCCAGAGGAAGAAUCAGCAGAAGCUACGGCCCCUGCGACGCACGAUAACUGUCCGAAGGGCGACGACGACGACAAGAACAAGGAGGGACUGAGCGACGAGGACCAGAAGCUGAAGGAGAUGCUGCAGAAGCUCCUCGUGUCCGGCAACGACCAGAUGGGGAUCAUCGCGGAGCUGAGCGACAAGGUGAAGUCGCUGGAGAGGAAGCUCGCGGUGCACAAGAGGAGGAGGCCCAAGGUGAGGGUGCAGCACAGGGCAGUCAGGGACACGACGGCCAACAACGUCCACUGA